Populus nigra (black poplar) is the source of this 1622-nucleotide messenger RNA. RefSeq names its product protein SOSEKI 1-like. The transcript has 7 exons. The coding region runs from base 123 to 1475 and encodes 450 amino acids. The record is from RefSeq and is a predicted model, not a curated record. NCBI's taxonomy places the organism in Eukaryota, Viridiplantae, Streptophyta, Magnoliopsida, Malpighiales, Salicaceae.
UAUAUUUGGAGUGGUCAGGCCAGGCACAAGCAAGCUAGCUAGCAGAAGUUGCUUUGCAUGUGGCUGCUCGCAGUGAUUUGGAUCAUCUCUCUUUCAGAAUCUUACAGCAUUGAGUUGAAGGAAUGGAGAAAAAGGAGAGAAGAUCGAAAAGAAUGGAAGCAUCAUCAGGAAUACCCCUCAAAAGUAGUAGUGGGGCUGGAGGAGAAGUGAGACGUAUUCAUAUCAUUUACUUUCUCAGUCAUAAUCUGGGCCGUUUUGAGCAUCCCCAUCUCAUUCGAGUUCAUCAUUUCAAUCUAAAUGGUGUUUAUUUAAGAGAUGUCAAGAGGUGGCUUGCGGAUUUGCGAGGAAAAGACAUGCCAAAAGCCUUUGCUUGGUCCUAUAAGAGGAGAUACAAGAACGGUUAUGUCUGGCAAGAUUUACUGGAUGAUGAUCUGAUUACCCCAAUCUCUGACAAUGAAUAUGUCCUCAAGGGAUCUGAAAUUUUCGUCCCUCCUGCCAAUCCCUUCGCUGGUAGUGCAUAUGGUGAAAAGAAAGCUCCUGACUUGUUAAUGAAAAGUGAAAAUGAUAGCCAAGUUGAGAAUACUGAAGUUGAAAACAGAGCACAAGAUCAUGAGCAACUUCCUUCACCAAACCAAAUUUGCGACGACACUCCCCCACGAAAGACAACAUCAUCUGAAAUAUCUCAAGAAUCACCUGUAUUCAGUUCAGAGAUUUCAACAUUAACUGACGAUUCCAUCAAGGAAGAAGAAGAUGCAUGUAAACCCAGCAACCCUCUUGAAGAAGAGCAGAUAGACAUUAAGGUGGAACAAUAUUCAUCUUUUUACACCAAUUUCUUGGGCAGCAAGAGCAAGAAGAACCAAAAGAAAAGGGUAGACAACAACAGCAAUAUUGAAAAGAUGGGCACCCCAAGUUCAUUCUCCUCGCUAUCGUCAUCAACAUCAUCAUCACAAGCUACAUUUGCAAAGAGUAAGAGCUAUUCAAGUGGAACAUCCAAGAUGCUACGUAAUUUGAUGGCAUGUGGUGCUGUUGACACAAACGAUGCUGCAUUGGUUCGCCAAGGCCAAAAAUGUAAUGGUAAAUACAAACCAAUCGAAAAGCCGGCUGAUCAGAUUUGUGAAGGAGAGGUACUUGGAGGGCCUGCCAGAGUUUUUGCGACUCCAUGGAAUCAACAAAUACAGCAACACGAUAUUGCUAAUGCUAGGAAAAGCUAUGAUGAGGCGAGAGGUUCAAAGAAGCAGCCUGGUGGAUUUGGCAGUCCAAAAGUGAUUCCCCCUGCAUACAAGCCAGUGGCUGCACCCAUCUGCUCGCGGUGCGGGAAGUCAUUCAGGCCAGAGAAAUUGCACUCGCACAUGAAGUCUUGCAGGGGAUUGAAGACCCUGACAAAGGCUGCUUCAGCUUAUGUUGAGAAAACACCGUCACCUUCACAUAUUUCAGUUGAUUCAAAAUCUGAGGAUGGCUAUUUCUUGACUAAAUGAAUGUUCAGUUGUAAAUUUCGGUAGUACACUGUCCAAAGCAUGAACUUCUUUACCACUUCUGCUGUUAUUUGUGUAAAGUAAAUAUAGGAACAUGUGGUUUGGCAUUUAAGAAAUGGCGAUUACAUUAUUAUUUCUUCUGAAAAUUAA